AUGGUUGCAUGCUCUGAUAGUUUGGUUUGGGAAUUGACCAAGAACAACUCCUGUUUCUUGAAGAAGAAGAAUGGGCACACCAAGCGCUCUGGAAAAAUUGCUUUCUCUUCUGAGAAGGCCAACUUGACCAACCUUAACCUACACAAGUACUCCGGACUUGCCAACACAAAGGUUGCCGGAAUCAACUGCACUGAGGAUAACAAAGCUGAAUUGGUUGUUAAGACCGCUUCCAAGCCAAACCAACCCAAGAAGGCUUACGCCACUAUUCCCAUGAACAAGGACUUCCGCAGAGUUGAGAGCACCAUCAAAAAGACCACCGUUAACAACUUCUACCGCCGGGAUCUUGAGUCCGCUGCUCUUGCAAAGUACACCAAGGUAUACCAAGCAAACAGACGCGCUAAGGGUAUCAAGAAGGUUGUUCCAACCAAGAAGGGACGUGGAACUCUUUAA
Molecule: messenger RNA, 450 nt
Organism: Cylindrotheca closterium
Lineage: Eukaryota; Bacillariophyta; Bacillariophyceae; Bacillariales; Bacillariaceae
Source: the annotation of a GenBank genome assembly